This is a messenger RNA of Cavia porcellus (domestic guinea pig), 6298 nucleotides long. RefSeq names its product protocadherin beta-14-like. Bases 3249 to 5642 code for a protein of 797 amino acids. The record is from RefSeq and is a predicted model, not a curated record. Gene Ontology annotation, molecular function: calcium ion binding. Lineage: Eukaryota; Metazoa; Chordata; Mammalia; Rodentia; Caviidae. The transcript has a single exon. Gene Ontology annotation, biological process: homophilic cell-cell adhesion. Gene Ontology annotation, cellular component: plasma membrane.
AAUAUUGGUUAGAAAGAGCCAAAAAAAAAAAAAAACUAUGGGCAUAUCACACAGUACAAGGACCUAGGUUUCAUCUCUAUAGUUGGGAAAAAUGAGAAGAAAAAGAGGGGGGAAACGAAAAGGAGAGAUAAAAGAGGGGAAGGAGAAAGAAGAAGACAAGUUUCUUCCUCACUUGUGCUGUAAAAUGAUUCUGAAGGCUGCUGAUAUCAUGGCCACUCAGAAUUUUGGAGUAGGACAGUGUCAUUUUCUACGUGUCUUACAAAUGUUACAAAUAUUAUAAAAAUGGAAUGAGACCAAGUCAAACAAAAGCACCCAAGUAAUAAUUGUAUAGUAUAAAGCAGGAUUGUGUCCGAAUGUGUGUGUUUUUGUCAGUGUUUUAGCAUGAAAUAUACACCAUAAGCAGUAAUUUUAAAACUUUUAAACCAUCAUAGUAAAAUUGCUAUAUAUGUUUAUGCAACAUACAAACAUAAUAGAAAUGUUUAGUAAAUAAUGCUUAGUUUUUUGUGAUGCAUCACACACAUGACUGCUCAUAUUAUUUCACUGGGUUUUUUUUUCUUUUUUGUCUUUUUCAUUUUUAUCGGUACCAGGGAUCGAAUUCACAACCGCCUGCUUGCAAGGCAGGUGCUUAUGUCACUGAGCUAAAUCCCCAGCGUUUUAAUCUUUAAAUGUGGUCCUAGUCCAGUCAAUUGACCUCAUGACCUAUUAAUGAGUAGCAAUACAAAUUUUAAUAAAUGCUUUUCCUGGAGAUACAAAAGCGUGAUAUAUUUGGAGCACUAAAUAACAAAAGAUACACCUUUGGUAUCUAACUUGAAAGAGAUAUUCAGUCCAUCCUAGGAAGUUUUGUCUUACCUUGCAUGAGGAUCGACCAACCAUUUUUGCUAAUAACCUGGUUCCAUGCAGGCAUCCGUGUUUGGGGUGGGGAGGGGGGCAUCGGUGUUUAUGAGAGGAAGUUUCCCAAAGAAAUUUCAUCAAAAAGUCUAAGGUCUAGAAGGAAAAGUAUAGAUGAACAAAUAAAUAAUCACAGAGCUAGAGUGUAUGGGAGAGUGUUCUGACAGACAAUUGGCAUAAAAAAGAAUAAGUGAAAAAGAAUAAAGUGUGAUUACUUCUAAUUCUAUAGUCUAGAUUCAAUGCCAAAAACUGACUCUUGAAGAUAGAUUUAAAGUUUAUUUUAAUAUUUUAGAGGGGAUGUUAGCCAACUGAUAAUUCUUGAAAGUACAACUCUAAUAUAUUCAAGACAACCCAAUAUUUAUAUCUCUUGAAAGCCAUUAUUUCAUGAUCAGUCUGGUGAGCUGUGUGGACCAAUUUGGAAUCUUGGCAUCCAAGUGAAAUAAGAAAAUAAGUCAGCUAUGCCAUGUGGACUAAUUAAAUUCUAAAUUUUAUUUUUGGUAAUGAAUAAAGGAGCAAUAUUUUGUCCUUUAUGUGAAAGCUUUUUUACAUAGGGAACAAAAACAGAUAUUAGUAAAUCAGUCAAGUAUUAUGAUUAUUAUCUGUCCUUAUACAUUUGGCAAGGAAGAUAUUAAGAAUUACUAGCUUAAACAGACAUAAAAUCUUACAGUGUUCUAGAAAAAUAUAUAGACUACAAAGGUAAAAAGUAAAAAUGGGAGCCAGUGUGGUAGCACAUUCCUGUAAUCCCAGCAUUUGGGAGGCUGAGGCGAGAGGAUCAUUGUGAGUUCAAGUCCAGCCCGGGCUACAAAGUGAGCCCAAGGCCAGUCUGAACUGCAUAGAGAGACCCUGUUCCAAAAAAAGAUUAUAAAAAAGUAAAAAUGACCAAUUUAUACACACUAGACUAGCUAAGAUCAAGAAGAGAAGACAGCAAAGGCUGACAAGGAUAUGAUAGUACUGGUGAUUACACAUUGCUGCUGGUGAUUUAAUACGUUAUAGAACUUUGGAAAACGGCUUGGCAACUCUUCAAAAUGUUAUACACGUAGAUACUCUGGGACUCAGAAAGUAUGUAGCCAAAACGAAAUAAGAAUAUAGGUCUAUACAAAGCAACUUAUCCAAAAAUGCUCAUACAGGUAUUAUUCAUAACCCAAAUUGGGAACAAUUCAAUGGUCCAUCAACAAAUGGGUAAAGGGAUUAUUUUAAAUAAUAAGCAUUGAUUUUAAAACUUUUAAACCACGAUAGUAAAAUUGAUAUAUAUAUAUAUAUAUAUAUAUAUUAUGCAACAUAAACAUGAUAGAAAUGUUUUGUUUUAUUAUUUUAAAGAGAUUAUUGUUCAGCAACAAAGUGGAAUGAAGAACAACAGAAUUGAACCUGAAAACAUGCAAAAUGAGAAGCCAAUCAUAAAAUAUCACAUUGUAUGAUUCUGUUUAUAUGUAAUGGUCAAACUAGGCAAAUCUAUCGAGAUGGAAAGCACAUCCGUGGUUGCCUAAGACUCAGGAAAGUUUUCUUUUCUAUAUUAAUCUUUACCUGAGCAUAAUUAUGACACAUUUUGAUUACUGCUUUGUCAAAUGUUUUAACCUGCAAUCUCCAUAAAGACAAAUAUUAUCUCUAUCUUGGGUCAUGUCCUUACAUAUGUAUUUUUAAUACCAAAAGAAAGGGUCUAGCACUCCUAUACCUGAUGUAUUUAAUAAACUUUAUGCAUUCUUAAUCUGGUAUAUAUUAACUGAAAAAAUGAAUGAUGUAACUACAACUGACUGGAUUCUACAAAUAUUUCUUUGUAACACUUAUGAAAUAGUCUAGAUAAAAUAUUAUUUAUUCAGUUCAGUAUAUUUUAAUGGAUCUUUCUGUGUCAAGCAUUCAAAGCAAUGAUAAUUCAAUGCAUAAUACAGACAUUAUUUGGAUUCUGAUUCAAACAAACCAACAAUAUUUUGGAGAGAACUUGGGAAAACCAAAUACAGAGGAAAAUUAUAUAAAAAUGCUGCUAAGUUUGUUGAUUGUGAUAGUGCUGCUGUAGUUAUAUUUUUAAAAGCCUUACCUAUUACAAAUAAUUAGGUAUUCCAAAGACAAAAUAUGAUAGGGCUUUGCUUUUGAUUUAUCAAUUUCUUUUUCAAAGAGGAAAAACUCAUAGAGACACAUGGUGGCGCUACAGGAUAAGAAGAAAAUUGUACAUAGCUAGCAACGUGGGCUCCAUUACUGGAACACAGAAUGUCAAACCCACUCCGAAAAGAGGCAUUAAUGGAGCUGCUGCAAGGCUACAUUCUUUGCAGGGCUCUCCCAUAAAAAAAUCAGAGCUUCACCUUCUAAACAUAGGGCUGAACUUACAUUUUUCACACACAUAUACAUGAAAAAGGCUGUCUGAAAGAACCAUGCAGAUGAGAGGAGUGGUCACUCCACAGAAAAGGCAAGUGCUGGUUUUCUUUGUUUUGCUAGGAUUGUUUCAGGCGGGUACUGAAUCUUUGCGCUAUUCGGUAGCAGAAGAAAGAGAAAUUGGCUUUUUUGUGGCUAAUUUGGCAAGGGACCUGGGGCUGGGAUUAGAGGAGCUGUCCUCACGGGAGGCCCAGGUAGUGUGUGAUGAUAGUAAAAAGCAUUUGUACCUUGAUUUGCCUACGGGAGAUUUACUCUUAAAUGAGAAACUGGACAGAGAAGAGCUGUGCGGCUCCAGCGAGCCCUGUGUACUGCAUUUUCAAGUGGUACUGGAAAACCCUUUACAGUUUUUUCAGGCUGAGUUGCAUGUGAGAGAUAUAAAUGAUAACUCCCCUACAUUCCUGGACAAUGAAAUACUUAUUAAAAUAUCAGAAAGUACAACUAUUGGAACAACAUUCUUAAUGGAAAGUGCUCAAGAUUUGGAUGUAGGAAACAACAGUCUUCAAAACUAUUCAAUUAGCCCUACUUCUCAUUUCUAUAUUAAAAUUCGAGAUGGUGAUGAUGGAAAGAUAUAUCCAGAGUUAGUUCUACAUAGAGUGCUAGAUCAUGAGAUGGAAUCUGAGCUUAGACUAACACUCACAGCACUGGAUGGUGGAUCUCCACCCAGGUCUGGGACAACACUAGUUCUCAUCAAGGUCUUGGACAUCAAUGACAACUCCCCUGAGUUUUCUCAGGAUCUCUAUGAGGUACAGGUCUUAGAGGAUAUGCCUAUUGGCUCCUGGAUUAUCACCAUAUGUGCCAAAGAUUUAGAUACAGGAAAUUAUGGGAAAUUAUCGUACACAUUUUUUCAUGCAUCAGAAGAUAUUCGUAAAACCUUUGAAAUCAAUUCACUAUCUGGAGAAGUUAAUCUGAAAUCAAAACUGGAUUUUGAAACCAUUCAAUCUUAUUCUAUAAAUAUUCAGGCAACAGACGGUGGGGGUCUUUCAGAAAAAUGUACUCUUCUAAUUAAAGUGCUAGAUAUAAAUGACAACACACCGGAAGUGAUCAUGUCUUCAUUUACAAACAUGAUUCCAGAGAAUGCCUCAGAGACCCUUGUAGCCCUUUUUACGGUGCGAGAUCCUGAUGCUGGCGACAAUGGGAGGAUGGUUUGUUCUAUUCCAGAUGACCUCCCCUUUAUCCUGAAACCAACCUUCAAAAACUUUUUCACUCUGGUUUCUGAAAGAGCCCUGGAUAGAGAGGAAAGAGCCCAGUACAACAUCACCAUCACCGUCACCGACCUGGGGACGCCCAGGCUGAAAACCCAGCACACCAUCACCGUGCUGGUCUCCGACGUCAACGACAACGCCCCCACCUUCACCCAAAGCUCCUACACCCUCUCGGUGCCCGAGAACAACAGCCCCGCCCUGCACAUCGGCAGCGUCAGCGCCACAGACUCAGACUCGGGCACCAACGCCCAGCUCACCUACUCGCUGCUGCCGCCGCCCCACGACCCGCUCCCGGGCCUCGCCUCGCUCGUGUCCAUCAACGCCGACACCGGCCAGCUGUUCGCGCUGCGGGCGCUGGACUACGAGGCCCUGCGCGCCUUCGAGUUCCGCGUGCGCGCCACCGACCGCGGCGCGCCCCCGCUCAGCGGCCAGGCGCGCGUGCGCGUGCGCGUGCUGGACGCCAACGACAACGCGCCCUUCGUGCUGCACCCGCUGCAGAACGCGUCCGCGCCCUGCACCGAGCUGCUGCCCCGCGCCGCCCAGCCCGGAUACCUGCUCACCAAGGUGGUGGCGGUGGACGCCGACGCGGGCCAGAACGCCUGGCUGUCCUUCCAGCUGCUGCAGGCCAGCGAGCCCGGGCUGUUCAGCGUGUGGGCGCACAGCGGCGAGGUGCGCACCGCCAGGCCGCCGGGCGAGCGCGACGCGCCCAGGCAGCGGCUGCUCGUGCUGGUCAGGGACAACGGCCAGCCGCCGCUGUCGGCCAGCGUCACGCUGCACGUGCUGCUGGUGGACGGCUUCUCGCAGCCGCACCUGCCUGGGCCCGAGGCGGCGGCCGAGCGCGCGCAGGCCGACCCGCUCACCGGCCCCCUGGUGGUGGCGCUGGCCUCGGUGUCGUCGCUCUUCCUGUGCUGGCUGCUGCUCUUCGUGGCGCUGAGGCUGUGCGGGAGGAGCGGGCGGGCCGCGCUGCCUGGCUGCCCUGCGCCCGAGGGCCCCUUUCCGGGCCAGCUGCUGGACGUCAGCGGGGCGGGCACGCUGGCCCACAGCUACCAGUAUGAGGUGUGUCUCACUGGAGACUCUGGGACUGGUGAGUUCAAAUUCUUGAGACCAUUUUUCCCCAGCCUCCCACCCCAGAGGGCUGAGGAAGAAACAGAAGGAAAUGUUGCUGUCAGGAAUAGUUUUGGGUUCCAGUAGUGGACUGAUUGUGAUUCAAUGUUUCUAUUUAUCCCUCACUUAAUGGGAUGUAGAAUUUGAUUGUCAUGAGGAAAAUUUUGCAUGUCAGAUAUAGCUUUGAUGUUGUUUUUGUUCAAAAUUUCUAAGGCAGUUAUCGCCAAUGUUCAAAUCCAUUACCCCAGUAAAAAUCUGGGGCAAAAGGAGAAAUUGGCAAUCGUUUUGGAUUCAAGAUUCUAUAGAGCAAUUUCCUUUAGGCUUAAAAACUUUUGUUAAUCUUGACACACAUGUGGAUACUCUAAUCUGUAAUCAAUUUUAGUUUGUAGUAUAGAUGCAUGCUUUAUUAUUUCUUGUGCUUUUCUUACUGUUGCUUUAAAUUUUUUAUUAAUAGUUGUAUUAGAAAAAUAUAAUCUGUGCUUUUCUUUCAUUUCUUUUGUUAAAAAUACUAUGUGAAUUGAGUAAUUCAUUAUAAUAAUGGCAUUUUUAUACAAAACAAUAAUCUUAAUCACUUGGAGACACAAACUAAACUAUUGAAAACAAAUGUCACAAUGUAUAAUUUAUUUCUGUGCACCGUCAAAUCUGACAAAACAAAUAUAAAAAUCUUAAAUCUAGGUGGAAACUUCUUGAGCUGUUGUAUUUUCUGUAAAAAAAUUGUACAUUAAAAGACUAAAAAGAUGCUA